ACAGCAUCCGAUCCCCUGGGUGGAAGGACUGUUGUUUUUUUUUUGUCUUUGAGCAGAGGCCAAGAACCAAACCGACAAAUCAAGAUGGGAAGGAUCCUAAUUGGAAUCAUUGCAGCUGUUGCAUCUUUCAUGCUGGUGGAUACUCUGUCAUGCAACAAGUGCAGCUACGGUCUGGUGGGUUUCUGCCUCAGUACCUCUGAGGAGACCUGCUCAACCAACACCAGCGUCUGCUUUACUGGGAAAAUAAAUUUCAUUUCACUAUCCAGUGUGGGCUUCAACACCCAAGGGUGCAGGGAGCCUUCUGGCUGCAACGCCACCACCAAUGGCACCCUGUUGGGUGUCACCUACGAGCAAAAAAUCGACUGUUGCUCAACAGACAAGUGCAACCCCGUCCAGACUAGCGGCGCCCCAUCCACCAAGAUGACCCUCACUGCCGCCAUUGGUGUAGCCGUCCUGGCCUCCGUGUGGGGAAGCAUUCUGUAAUCUGUAAUCUGAAAUCCAUUUGUACUAUGAUCAGUUACACCAAGCGGGAUCUUUACAACAUCAGAAACACUAUCCAAAAUAAACCUUUUGGACCUUAUGAGUUUAUAAGAAUGUUUAUCUAUAUAUUCAUUUAAGUUUAAAACCUCAAACUAAUGUGUCCACAUCAUGGAAGUUGAUCAAUGGGAUGUUUCAGGGAAACAUUGAGCUCGUAAAUCUUCCAGGCUGUUGUUUUGCUUUGUAUUUUUUAAUCAUUUUUUAUUUAUCCUUUUAUCUUCUUUGUGUCAUAGUGGACAACACAAUGAUGUGAAAAUAAAAAAAAUCCUUGAAAAACA
This is a messenger RNA of Epinephelus fuscoguttatus (brown-marbled grouper), 815 nucleotides long. Its product is annotated as alpha-elapitoxin-As2a-like. The record is from RefSeq and is a predicted model, not a curated record. The coding region runs from base 85 to 483 and encodes 132 amino acids. NCBI's taxonomy places the organism in Eukaryota, Metazoa, Chordata, Actinopteri, Perciformes, Serranidae. The transcript has 3 exons.